Messenger RNA from Strongylus vulgaris, 492 nucleotides. The record is from the annotation of a GenBank genome assembly. Lineage: Eukaryota; Metazoa; Nematoda; Chromadorea; Rhabditida; Strongylidae.
AUGGCCGAUUCUGUGAAAAGAAGGAAUAGCUCAAGGUGCUGCGGCUUUAUUCAUGUCCGAACACUUGCUUUACUCAUUGCUGUGCUGGAAAUUGCCUUUCUCAUAUAUCAGGGCAUUGUUGCAUUAUCGCAUGUUGUGACAUCCUCAUCAUCCCACCAUACUCUUUUGGCAACCGUGUACACACUAGCGGUGUUGGUAGCAUGGGUCGCAGUGGGUCUCCUUCUUCUUGGAAUCCUGUGCCAAAUUCCAGCUCUACUCGUACCUCAUAUGUUGAUGCAGGUGCUGUUUGUGCUCACUCUGCUGGGAAUGGCAUCGUUUGCAGUUUAUGCUAUUUUCGCCGGUACCUCUCUGCAAGUCAGGGUAGCAGUAGUUGGUACAGAACAAGAAGCUAACGCGCAAUUUGCCUACUAUGCGUUGUAUCAUUCACUGCUAUCAUCCUUAUUUCUGUUUUAUGAGCACAAAAUGACCGCUGAAACUUUGGAGAUUAUGUGA